Molecule: messenger RNA, 359 nt
Organism: Brachypodium distachyon (stiff brome)
Lineage: Eukaryota; Viridiplantae; Streptophyta; Magnoliopsida; Poales; Poaceae
Exons: 2
Coding region: 25-345 (106 amino acids)
Source: RefSeq, a predicted model, not a curated record
GAACUAGAAGAGAACACGGGAUCGAUGAACCUCAUGCAGAGUGACAAGGGGGAUGGAGAGAAGGAUGAUGAUGCUGCUGCUACAGAGGGGAAGGACAAGGACGAUGCUGCUGCUACAAAUGGGAAGGACAAGGACGCUGCUGCUGCUAAUGAGGGGAAGGACAAGGACGGUGACAAAAAGGAUGAGAAGAAGGAUGCAAGGAAGGACAUAGCUGCAAGAUCAGAUGUGUGGCAAUACUUUGAGAAGAUUAAGGUCGAUGGUAUCUUGCGGAGAGGGAAGUGCAACUACUGCAGCACUGAGAUCCUAGCGCAUCCUGUUCACAAUGGUGAACCAGGUGAAGAGUGAGGUACGAAUUGUUA